This is a messenger RNA of Astyanax mexicanus (Mexican tetra), 3447 nucleotides long. RefSeq names its product ring finger protein 207a (gene rnf207a). Lineage: Eukaryota; Metazoa; Chordata; Actinopteri; Characiformes; Acestrorhamphidae. Gene Ontology annotation, molecular function: transmembrane transporter binding; zinc ion binding; Hsp70 protein binding. Bases 243 to 2126 code for a protein of 627 amino acids. Gene Ontology annotation, cellular component: perinuclear region of cytoplasm. The record is from RefSeq and is a predicted model, not a curated record. Gene Ontology annotation, biological process: regulation of heart looping; regulation of cardiac muscle contraction. The transcript is spliced from 18 exons.
UUGCUGUCAUUCCUACACUAUAUAGUAAACUAGUGGACUCCACUGGUCCUGCAGGGAACAAGUGAGCCUGUAACUCACACUCACUUCAUCACUAGCACUUUCAGUCCACUCAGAGGAACAAAAGAGGAACUUAUUGGCCAUUUUGAAGGAUCUAGAAACAUAGAAGCUAGUGAUACAAUAUUGGAUUGUUGACACAUCUGUUAUGGAUAUUUUGUCUUAGUUUUUGUCCUGGACCUGAUAAGAUGGCCAGUUUACCCCUCUCCCCUCUGAACGACUGGUGGGAACCGGGCUGUGCCAGCCUCCAUCCCCUGGUAUGCCACCUGUGCCAUGAACAGUAUCGCCAGCCGUGUCUUCUGGACUGCUACCACAUCUUCUGUGCCAGCUGCUUGCACGGCCAGGCCAGGGGGAACCGUCUCAUCUGCCCCCUCUGUGGAUAUCCCUCGGUUGUAAGGGGGAUGAAUUCACUCCUUCCUGAAGACCGCUUACUGAAGUUCCUUGUGGAUAACUCCCCUGACAGUGUGGUGCAGUGUUCUAACUGUGAUCUGGAAAGCAGAGCACAGGAUGCUGGGCAAAUGUAUUACUGUAAUACCUGUAGCCAGCCACUGUGUGGGCCCUGCAGAGAUGUAACACAUAAAGCAAAGAUGUUCUCCUGCCACGAAAUCGUCUCACUGGCCAAGCGUUCCAAAGAUGGCCACAGGACGUGUCCUCUUCAUCAGGAGCUUUACAUCCUGUUCUCCACAGAGAAGAAAUACAUGCUGUGCAUUAAAUGCUUUAGAGAAAUGCCAGUGGAAAGUCGCAUGCACUGCAUAGAUAUCGAGACAGCAUAUGCUCAAGGUUGUGAGAUACUGGACCAGGCCGUGCUGGCGGUGAAGGAGCUGCAGACGUCUGCACGUGAGGCCAUCAUGCUGCUGAAGGUCAUGCUGGUAGAAGUGCGCACCAAUGUUGAAGAGGAGGAGAAUGCAAUCUGCAACCUGUUCAACAGACUGCAGGAGAAGCUUAUAGAGAGGAAGAGGAUUCUGCUGAAAGCUGCUGAGAGUCAACGUGAAGAGAAGGUGAAGACCCUGAAGGAACAACAUUAUCACUUGGCUGCUCUUCUGCCCACACUUCAGGUUCACCUGGUCAGAUGUUCAGCAUUUCUCAGUUCAGCCAACAAGUAUGAAUUCCUGGAUAUGGGCUAUCAACUCAUGAAGAGGUACUACAAAAUCCUAAAGCUGCCCCAUCAACUUCUUCCUGAGCAGAGCAGCAAAAUUAACACAGAUUUUCAUGCUGAGUUUGCUCGCUGCCUGGAGCCCUUGCUGCUGCUGGGUCAGCGCAGACCCUGCCCAGUCUCUGGAGGAGUGGCUGUUGGCAAUCUGGUGGCAUCUGUGCAGUCCAUGUCCUGUCGUUCCCCCUCUCUCAGUGACAUGCCUCAGGUCCCCUGUCUAGGGCACAGACCCACCUUUCACCGCUACAUCUGCACCAAGGUGCUGCUGGCUGAGGGAGGAGAUACACCCUUCACCGAGCACUGCCGCAACUAUGAGAACUGCUACAGGACUCUUCAGAUUGAAAUCCAGCAUCUGAAGGAUCAGGUGCAGGAGAUGCACAGAGACCUCACCAAGCACCACUCGCUCAUCAACACAGACACCAUGGAGGAGAUUAUGGAGAGAUCUCUGCACAUAGACCAGCAGAUCACAUCCCAGCACUCCUCUGUACAGACGCUCAGGGCCAUAUUUGAGGAGAUUUGGGAGGAGACCUUUCAAAGAGUCACAAAUGAGCAGGAGAUCUAUGAAGCACAGCUUCAUGAUCUUCUUCAGCUGAAGCAAGAGAACUCCUAUUUGAUGACUAUCGCACGGCAGAUAGGGCCGUACAUCUCAUCCAUCGCAAAAGUGAAGGAACGUCUUGAGCCCAGGUUCCAGGAACCAAAGGAACUUGAGGACGAUCGAACAGAGAUCAUGCUGAAGAUUUAUGAGGACACUACAAUAACUGGAGAAUCACAGCACAGCAAUGGCGAGAGCAUCUACAGCUGGGAUUCAGACACAAAUAAGAGUGGUCUAAUGUUACAACUGGAUGAGGGGUUUCCGCCAAAGAACUCCAGAGACUACCACAGCCGAAAUCAGCAGAGGAGUAUCACUAUAACUUCAUCAUGAAUCUGAGAGGAAAAAUGCAACAACCGGCAAGUGGACAGUUAUAAUACAGCUGAAGAAUUUCUGCAGGGAUCACUACUCCUACUGUAGUGAACUUUAUGAGCAAAUGGACACGAUUAUGUUAUAUUCAUGAGCUGCUGUGGAAUGGAAAAGAAGGACAACCUGAGUGAGGCUACAUGAAAACUUACAUAAAAUCAUUAUAUAUGUUGUAAAAAAUUUUUUAAAAUUUUCACCUAUAUCUACCUAUAUAUUGUAAUUAUUUGAAGCCCAGUAUUUUAAUGCCUACAAUAAUGCUGUAUUUGACUAUGUUCUUGCACAGGAGCAUCUCAGAGAUAAUAUAUAUAUAUAUAUAUAUAUAUAUAUAUAUAUAAUAUAAUCGAAACAUUAAUUGUUUUAUUAAUUCAUUUUAAAAAGUGAAACAGACAACGAAACCCCAAAAAUCAGUGUUUCAUAAAAUUUGAAUAUUAUACAAGAACAGUUUAAAAAUGUAGUUUUAAUACAGAAAUGUUGGCCUACUGAAAAGAAUGUACAGUAUAUGGACUGAGUACUUGGUCAGGGCUCCAUUUGAAUUAAUUACUUCAUUACUGCUUUAUGGGAUGGAGGUGAUCAGUCUGUGGCACUGCUGAGGUGUUAUGGAAGCACAGGUUGCUUAGAUAGUGGAGUUCAGCUCGUCUGCAUUGUUGGGUUUUGUCUCCCAUCUUUCUAUUGACAAUAGCCUUCUGAAAUAUGAAAGCACUUCAUGCCUCCCCCGGCUGACGAGCUUUAUGGAGAUGGAAAUUAAAUUUUCCAGCAGGACUCUGCACUCCCCACACUGCCAAAAGUGUCUGAACCUGCUAUAAUAAGAACAGUGUCACUCUUAGUGUAAAUGUAUUACACUUAUAGGGCCAGUUGUUCAAAAAAUGUAAUCCGGAUCAAAAUUAUCCAGAUUUGGUAAUCACAUUUUUUGCUAUCCAGGAUCAGGUGAUCUGUCUUACUUUUAAGCCAGUUUUUCAAAGCAAUAUUGGAUUGGAUCAACCUGAUCCAGAAACACAGUUUUCAGGAUUACCUAAUCCGGAUUACCAGCUAUGUAAAAAACAGAUAGAAGAACCAACAGGGGUUGAUGACUCCUUUUCUUGCCGUAACAAGAUACUGCUUAUUGCAAAACAAUACGAGCAAUUGAGCGUUUAAAUGGAGUUCUGCAGAGACGCUUUGCAUGACUUAACUAUUUGCGAGUCGAACCACAGGGAGCAUGCAACAUAACACUUGCAUGUAUUGUCCUGCCCAAUGUUGCUACCAGACGCAAUGUCCCUCUCUGUGAUGUUUAUGAUGCACCUGAGCCUGUUGA